AUGUCGAUCUUAUUUUAUAAUGGUGACUUGGAUACACAGAACAACUUCCUGAGUGCUCAGAACUUUGUACGUAAUCUUGCUGCUAGCCAAGGACUUUCAGUUAUCAGAGAAGACACCUGGCGUGCCAAUUACUACCGUGGAAUUUAUGCCGAUACAGAUGGUGGUCUGCGAACCCUGUACGAUGGAAAUCUGCAUGUGAUUUCCAUACGGGGCGCUGGCCAAUCCGCGGCGCUUACGCGACCCGCGCAAACGCUACAAGUUGUCCGCAACUUUGUCCGCGGGCUAAGCUAUGAUAAUUGCUUGAGCGCUUUGAAUUUGGGAGCUGCACCUCUUCUGCCUGACUACAGUCAGCAACUCAAUCCAGACACUUCCCGAAUGGAAGCAGAUAGGAUUGUCAAUCUACCUGGUUUAACAUUCGAGACAAACUUUAAUCAAUAUUCCGGAUAUCUUCGAGGUUCCGACACUCAUAUGUUACAUUAUUGGUGAGU
Messenger RNA from Strongylus vulgaris, 488 nucleotides. The record is from the annotation of a GenBank genome assembly. NCBI's taxonomy places the organism in Eukaryota, Metazoa, Nematoda, Chromadorea, Rhabditida, Strongylidae.